Molecule: messenger RNA, 1029 nt
Organism: Venustampulla echinocandica
Lineage: Eukaryota; Fungi; Ascomycota; Leotiomycetes; Helotiales; Pleuroascaceae
Exons: 2
Coding region: 1-1029 (342 amino acids)
Source: RefSeq, a predicted model, not a curated record
AUGGGUCAAGACAACAACAAGAUCGCCAACGACGGUGAUUCUUCAGACCAGCAGCCCGGCGCCCAACGCCCUUCAGCGGAAUUCUAUAGAGACAUUAGCAAGCAAUUUAUCAACAUGAAAAACGCGUCGCACCCCAAGCCCGCUGCUAAUCCGUCUUCCUCCCGCUCACCAAAUGAAAUUCUGGAGGAUGCCAUCUCAUCGCUGCUGUCGCAACCCGCUGGUCAACAAUCAGGAUCAGCAUUUGGUGGAUAUCCCGGAUUGGCGCCUAAUAUUCAACGUUCAGGCCUGCCACAGGGUAGAGACCAACAGCCCAAUGUCGCUCCGACCCGACACUUGCCAUACCAAGGCGAUGAGAAACUGGAUUGGCUGCGCCGUCUCUACAGCACAGAGAAGUCUGGCGCCAUGUUUGUGACCCACGCACUCAACAGCCAGAGACGAUCGUGCCAGAUGAACGAACACUCCAUGGUUGUGUGGGUUGCUGGUGUUGGUGGGAAAUUUAGUGGUGGCACAAAUGAUCAUGCUAAGGGAACCUGGGCUAUGUGGUUCGGGGGACCUAACAUUGGCAAUGACAUGGAUGGAGGCCCGCCUCCCUUCGGCAGCGUCAAGAUGACAGGAGAUCCGAAGGUCCCGACUUCCAAUGAGAUCAUACUAUUCGCUGAAAUCAUUGGUGCGAGCAACGCGUUGGAAGUUUUGAGCCAUGAAAGUCGCCAGCGAAUCCCCCUGCGCAACAACGAACUCAGAGACAACCGGAACCCCAUCUACAAACGCCACCGCACCAACCAGGCGGUAAUCAUUUCGUCUUCUAAAGAACUGGUCGCUCUCAUUACCGGCAUCUCGAAUAUCCAACUCCUCGAGCAAGUGGAGAAGGCAUUCUGGGCAAUGAAUCGAUUGGUAGAGAGAUUGGAGAACAAAGGCAUUGCUGUCGAAUUCUAUCUAGUUGAUGAAGCAGUGAAUUCAGUUGCUACGGUGCUGGCCGAGAAGGAACAUGAUGGGGCGGUUGAGAAGGCGGGUUUGGUGGAAACUUUGUGA